Phlebotomus papatasi is the source of this 2170-nucleotide messenger RNA. It is a transcript of the gene Acadvl, whose product is annotated as very long-chain specific acyl-CoA dehydrogenase, mitochondrial. The transcript is spliced from 2 exons. The record is from RefSeq and is a predicted model, not a curated record. NCBI's taxonomy places the organism in Eukaryota, Metazoa, Arthropoda, Insecta, Diptera, Psychodidae. Gene Ontology annotation, molecular function: flavin adenine dinucleotide binding; very-long-chain fatty acyl-CoA dehydrogenase activity; fatty-acyl-CoA binding. Bases 179 to 2062 code for a protein of 627 amino acids.
GGUAUGGGAUUUAAAAAUGUCGCUCAGUUUUCGCUUAAAUUCGUUGCUAACUUCAGCCACUUAGUCAGUGUAUUGUAUAUUUUCGUGUGAGAAAUAUCUCUUUAUUUUGUAUCGUGAUUUUCCCUCAACUUUCUCCCUUGAUUUUCACUGAAUUUUGCUGCAAAAUCCCCUGAAAGUCAUGCUGCGUAUUUCCCAGUCAUUCCUCCGGAAGAUCCAAUCUCCGGGAGCCCGUGAAUUGCGAAGAUGCCUCGCUGCGACACCUCAGGUGAAAGUCGAGGAAGGACGUCCAGAGCCCCAAACAGCUAAGAAUCACUCCUUUGUCGCCAAUAUCUUCCGUGGGGAGCUCGAAACUUCCCAAUUGUUUCCCUAUCCGAGUGUCCUGGAUGAGGAACAACGGGAAUAUAUCGGUAGUUUUAUUGAUCCAGUGACGAAGUUCAUGACUGAGGUCAAUGAUGCUGCGAAAAAUGAUGAAAGGGGAGGAUUGGAUGAGGCUACGGCAAAUGGGUUCUGGGAAAUGGGAGCCUUUGCACUACAGGUACCUGCUGAACUGGGUGGUUUGGGAUUGAAUAACACCCAAUACGCGAGAAUGUGCGAAGUGAUGGGAGCUUAUGAUCUUGGUGCUGGAAUUGUCCUGGGAGCUCAUCAAUCCAUUGGUUUCAAGGGGAUUCUGAUGUAUGGAACGCCAGAACAGAAGAAGAAGUAUCUGCCUCAAGUGUCGACGGGGAAGGUUUUGGCAGCUUUCUGCCUUACUGAGCCUGGAUCUGGAUCUGAUGCUGCUUCCAUUAAAACUAGGGCUGUAAAAUCUCCGGAUGGCAAACAUUACAUUCUCAAUGGCUCGAAGAUCUGGAUAUCAAAUGGAGGAGUAGCUGAUCUCUUGACCGUUUUUGCCCAGACGGAAGUUGAGGAUCCCAAAACAGGUAAGAAGAAGGACAAAGUGACGGCAUUUUUCGUGGAAAGGGGCUUUGGUGGAGUCACCAGUGGGCCUCCGGAAGGAAAAAUGGGCAUUAAAGCUUCGAAUACUGCCGAGGUCUUCUUCGAGGAUGUCAAAAUCCCCGUGGAAAAUGUCAUUGGCGAGGUGGGAAAUGGAUUCAAAGUGGCCAUGAAUAUCCUCAAUAACGGAAGAUUCGGAAUGUCAGCCACCCUUUCCGGAACCAUGAGGGCUUGCAUAGAAAAGGCCACGGAGCAUGCAACGCAACGAGUACAAUUUGGUCAGAAGCUUUGUGAAUUCAAGGGCAUCCAGGAGAAACUGGCCAGGAUGUCAAUGCUCCAUUAUGCCACUCAAUCCAUGGCUUACAUGAUUUCCGGAAAUAUGGAUUCCGGAAGUGUGGAUUAUCACCUGGAAGCUGCCAUCUCGAAAGUUUUCGCCUCGGAGUGUGCCUGGUAUGUUUGCGAUGAAUCCAUUCAGAUUCUCGGUGGAAUGGGAUUUAUGAAAGCGGCUGGAUUGGAGAGAGUACUGCGAGACUUGAGGAUUUUCCGGAUUUUUGAGGGUGCAAAUGACAUCCUGAGGCUAUUUGUGGCUCUCACUGGGAUCCAAUAUGCAGGAUCUCAUCUGAAAGAACUCCAGCGGGCCUUCAAGAAUCCCGCUGCCAAUCUUGGAUUGAUCUUCCAGGAAUCCUCUAGGCGGGCAGUUCGCUCUCUCGGUUUCGGUGGCGUCGAUCUCAGUGGCCAUGUUCAUCCCAAGCUCCAGCCAGCCGCCAAACAAGUUGCCGAGUGUAUCACGCUCUUUGGUCAGGCUGUGGAGUCUCUGCUGAUCAAAUACAACAAGAACAUCGUCGAAGAGCAAUUCCUGCUCAAUCGACUGGCAGAUGCAGCUAUUGACAUUUACGCCAUGAGCGUGAUUCUCUCCCGGGCCAGCAGGGCCCUCAGCCAGGAGCUCCCAACGGCAGAUCAUGAAUUGCUGAUGGCAGAAUCGUGGGCAAUUGAGGGAUCAGAACGAGUUAAAAACAAUCUCAGGAAGACCAAUUCAACUGCCUUCCUGGAGAUGUACGGAAAGAUGAGCCAGCAGGCCAGGAAUAUCUGCCAAGCAGGAGGAAUUGUACAUACAAAUCCAAUCAAUGUCUGAACCUUGCACCUCUACUUAUCAUCCCCAGAGUUACAAAUUUCCCAGGGAAACCCGGAACAUCGGUUACUUUUUAAACAGUUGUGAUAAAUAAAUUAAUCCCCUUAUAAA